This is a messenger RNA of Ambispora gerdemannii, 336 nucleotides long. The record is from the annotation of a GenBank genome assembly. Lineage: Eukaryota; Fungi; Glomeromycota; Glomeromycetes; Archaeosporales; Ambisporaceae.
AUGACUACCCAAGUACAACCAUCUCAUGAAUGGCUUUCACAAGAAACAUUUUCUUUGCUGCUCAAAGAAUAUUUAUUAGCUAGAAAUGAAAAAAGAAGAGCCAAAGCCUUGCUCACUCUUGACGAUAUAAAAAAAUGUAUUGACAUACUAGAAAAGGGACAAAAAGCAGAAAAUUAUACGCCUAAAUUUGGUUAUUGGUUUGUGGUUACUGAAUCAAUCAAAAAUUGUACUUGCAGUGUCUUAAGAAACGGAACACCAUUGAAGACAAGAGGUAGUUUCUUUUUAUUAAAUAGAAGACGAGUUUUUCUAGAUCAUCAAGGCUCUGCAAAUUCGUAG